AGAAGAAGAAAGAAGAAGAAGAAAGAAGAAGAAGAAAGAAGAAGAAAAGAAAACUGUAGCGAGUCAGGAGUUGAAAUUGUGAGCAUUGAAAACGAUAAUUUUAGCAUCUGUUUAGUAUAGCAUUUAUAUAGUUAUUUAUUUCGUGUAGCCUAGGUAGUUAAUUAGCCUAGUUGUUAGUGUAGUACUGUACUGAUAGAAGCAUAGUUAGUAGUAUAGUAUUGAAUCAGUUAGGAUAGCUUCAAGUUAGCGUAGAUUUAUUUGUAUUUAGUGGUCAGGAUGGUACGUAGGUGUAUUGUUGCUGGUUGCAAUAGCGCUGCUGGACUGCAUAGCUUUCCAGCAGAAUUGGGAAUUAGGCGCCAGUGGUUGCAUGCACUUGGCCUGGAUGAUCGUGAGUUCCCGCCUGGAGCUAAAGUGUGCAACUUGCAUUUUACGCGGGAUCGCUUCUCCAACACAAUGGAGGUGGAAAUGGGCUUCUCCACACAGCUCGUGCUGAAACCCGACGCAGUGCCAAACGUUGUUCAUCCAUCGCAGCGGCGUAUUGAGCCUGCUAAGACCAGAGAAAUUGGGUGCCAGACUGAACCCGUCAUCUCCAAAUAUGCAGGCGUGCAGGCUAACAUAAAGCCCAUAAGGAGAAGCAAAGCCAUCCAGGCCAGAAUGCCUAACAGGAGUGUGUCAUGUGACACAGGCACACUGAUGGAGCCUUUCAAAGAGUGUCCCGGGGCAACCUAUAUACCAAUGAAGAGGAAAAGAUCUGAGGGGUCCACUGAUGACUCCAGCUACCAUCAGGAUAAAAGUGAGAGUGCCAUGAACAGUACAAGAGUCUCCAAUGAAGUACCACCCCAGGAGGUGACUAAGUACAUUGUAUAUGAAGAUAAACUGCUGGAGCUUUUUAGAAGAUGUCCUGUCUGCUCCCAGAGUUUGGAUGUUUCACAAACAACCAUUGGGACACUUCUCCGUGUCAAACAGCACUGUGCUUACUGUGAGUACUCCAGUGAUUGGUCAAGCCAGCCAAUGGUAAACAACAUACCAGCGGGAAACUUACAGCUCUCUGCAGCUGUUCUGUUCACUGGCUCAUCGUUUUCCCAGAUAUCGAAGUUCUUGGAUGCCUUCAAAAUCCAGGGGAUCUCUGAGCCGUGCUUCCACGAGCAUCAGGCCAAGCUCCUUAUCCCAACCAUGAACUUGCAGUGUAAAAUUGAGCAGGAUGAAGCUAUUAUAGAUGCCAUUGCUGAUGGGGCUGAGACUCAUGGUGGGGACAUGAGAGCUGAGACUCUUGGUUGGAAGAUAAAAGCUGAGACUCUUGAUGGGGACGUGAGAGCUGAGACUCUUGAUGGGGACAUGAGAGCUGAGACUCUUGAUGGGGACAUGAAAGCUGAGACUCUUGAUGGGGACAUGAGAGCUGAGACUCUUGAUGGGGACAUAAAAGCUGAGACUCUUUGUGGGGACUUCAAAUUUGAGACACUUAGUGGGGACAUCAAAUUUGAGACUCUUGGUGAGGACAUCAAAGCUGAGACUCUUGGUGGGGACAUGAGAGCUGAGACUCUUGAUGGGGACAUGAGAGCUGAGACUCUUGAUGGGGACAUGAGAGCUGAGACUCUUGAUGGGGACAUGAGAGCUGAGACUCUUGAUGGGGACAUGAGAGCUGAGACUCUUGAUGGGGACAUGAGAGCUGAGACUCUUGAUGGGGACAUGAGAGCUGAUUCAUCUGGAAAUGGAACUUAAAUGAUUGAAAGACAAUAUAUGUGAAAUUACUGUUGAUUUUUAUGAAUAAAGCAAUCUAUUCACACAAAAAGAUAUCUUUACCAGAUAGGCUGAAGCUUUAGAACCAUUUACCAUGGCUAUGAGUAUGAUAUUGUUCAUAAAUAUCCAAGUAUAUCAUACAGCUUUUAUUAUUCAGGUCAAUCAUAAUCAUGAGGUGGAAAAUCUGUUUGAACGUGAUGCCUUUGUCAUAGUAACCAGUCAUUGCAUCUGGUGCACUGGUUUUGUUUAAUUUGUUUAUCUUUGUUUACCUAUUCAUUUGUAUAAACCCUGGUUUUGUGUUUAGUACUUAUUCAAUUAAUUAACUGGAGCAGAAACUCUGGUCUCGUCAUAUUUCAUAGCUAUACCUUGGGUAUCUCCCUACCACAGACAUUCUCUACCAGGGACAGUGAGCUGCAGUGUCCAGAGGUGCACCUGUUAAAGGGGCCAUGGCAUAAGACUUUUUUAAGAUGUCAAAUAAAUCUUUGGUGUCCCCAGAGCACAUAUAUGUGAAGUUUUAGCUCAAAAUACCAUAUACAUAAUUUAUUAUAGCAUGUUAAAAUUGCCACUUGGUAGGUGUGUGUAAAAAUGUGGCGUUUUGGGUGUGCCCUUUAAAAUGCUAAUGAGCUGAUGAAAUUCAAAUCACUGAUCAUAAUGAAAAACUCAAUUGUGCUUUUUUCUGCACUUAAUGGCAGUGCUGUGGUUGGAUAGUGCAGAUUAAGGGGUGGUAUUUUAUAAUAAGAGCUCCUUAUGAUAUAAGGAGAGCCAAAUUUCAACGCUCUAUUUUUUCAUGUGCUUGUAGAGAAUGGUGUACCAAAAUUAAGUUACUGGGUUGAUCUUUUUCACAUUUUCUAGCUUGAUAGAAGCACUGGGGACCCAAUCAUAGCACUUAAACAUGGAAAAAGUCAGAUUUUCAUGCCAUGGCCCCUUUAAGACAAAAUAAUUCAUAAUAGUAGAGAUUUGAAAUAUCUAUUUUUCGCUUAAUUAACACUAAAUCAUACCAAAAUGAACCUAAGUGCAUUUUGACAGUUGUGUUAGCAUUUGAUAUUAGCAUUAAACUAAUUUAGCCACAAUAAUGUUUUACCACAGACACUGGCCCCAUUCUCCCUUGCGUGGCUGCUUCGCUAACAUCGUCGGACGCCGAUCGUGUUUCGGGAGUUAAAGCAACCCCAAAGAGUUUUUAUACCUUAAAAUAAUGUUUCCAAAAAAGUUUCAGUCGUUCAUCCACUCGAAACAGAGUGAACGGUACUUUCACAUUCGCUUUGCAGCUCUCUAUCGGCCAAAACCGCACUAAAGAAGUUUCCAACCCUCGGGUUGCGGUCCUGUAGUUCAAGUGA
Messenger RNA from Misgurnus anguillicaudatus (oriental weatherfish), 3071 nucleotides. RefSeq lists its product as uncharacterized. The record is from RefSeq and is a predicted model, not a curated record. Lineage: Eukaryota; Metazoa; Chordata; Actinopteri; Cypriniformes; Cobitidae.